CGGCGUCUCACCCGUUGCUGCCUCCUCUCUCUCUCUCUCUCUCUCUCUCUCUCUCCCACAUCUCCCUCUCCUCCUCGCUCACUAGCUGCCAUUUGUUGCCGCCCUCUCUGCUCUACCACAGCACCUUGUCUGACGGGACGGGCGUGCUCGCCGGUUCCUGACGGUCCCGCCCCGGCCGGCUGCCGGAAUCCGGCGCUGGCUGGCCGCGGCCGCGGGAGCUCCACUCGCCCUCGCCGCGGAAUAGGCGCGCGGGGAAUCCUAGAUCCGCGCGCCUGGCUUGCCGCUGCAUUGCAGCCGGCCGCAUCCAUGGGGACCAUCGCCAUCUCCACCGCGCUCAUUGCCAUUGGCCGCCACCGUCACUCGCCACUGCCGCUGCCCCUUCUUCUCCACGCCGCGCGACGUAGAGGGGGAUAACCCACGAACGACCGCGUCAUUUCCUCGCGUCUCCGCCAACCCCCGAUUCGGUGGUUGCCGGCUCCGUUCCGCCGACCAGUUCGGGCAACAAAGGCCGGUGCCUUUCUUCUGCGCCGCGCUCCUCCUGCCGUCGCAGCUUCCUUGGCGCGUUUGCGGGACAAGGGACCCUUUCGUCUGGAUUUUCUCGGUUGGACUCGCACCGCAAGCCUCUGCGACACAAACCUCGAUCUGGGAGGACGGUGUGAAUGAAAGGGGUUCAGGAUAGAAGGCACAAAACGAAGCAGGACCUCCAGGUUCUCGCCCCCUUCCCGGGAUGCCUGGGGAGGAUGAUCAACAUGUUCGACCUCAGCAAUGGUGUGGUUGCGACCAAGAUGCUCACGGAGAAGGCACAUAGAGAUGCAUACGUUUGCAGUUUCUCCUGCCGGGAGAGACCGGAGCAACACUUUCAAGAUGGCAAUUAACCCCCCAGCUCAGACUGAAGAUAAACAAAGAGAUAGUCAGGCAAGAAGGAGUUCACCUACUAAAAGAUCAAACUCACCUACUAAAAGAUCUGGUGGGACGCCGGUUAAGAUGCUUAUGGAACAGGACAUGUGGAAAGAAGGGGUGCCUGAUGAGGAGCCACUGAAUGUUGUUGCACGAUUAAUGGGUCUACAUGAUGCUCCGGUUCAACAAUCUAAUUUCGUAUUAGGAAGCCAAUUGGAUAAGGAAUAUCAGUCUGGCAGAUUUGAGGAGAACUACCGGAAUAUCAAGACGAAGAAGGAAAGCAAAUGCCAUCAAAACCGAAAAGCAGGACCACGCCAUCAGCAUCCAUGGAGUGGUUUUGGUGAUCAACCUUCAAGAAUCAAUAGCAGCCAGAGCAGGCUCCAAGGGAAUGAGCCUUGCUGUGAGAACAGAAUGUCACUUGUUCGUGAAAAAUUUGCUGAAGCUAAGCGUCUAGCCACAGAUGAGAAGCUUCUUCAUUCAAAGGAGUUCCAAGAUGCACUGCAGUUUUUAAGCUCAAAUAGAGACCUAUUCUUGGAGUUCCUUGAUGAGCCAAAUCCACUGUUAUCAAGCAACCGCUAUGAGUUCCAACCUGCUGCACCACCUUCUGAAGUAAAGCAAAUAACCAUACUGAAGCCAUCGGAACCAACAAAGAGAAGAGGCAGUGUUCUUGUGGGGAGACAACUAUUUUCAGAUGGAGAUGAAAUUGAACGUAACAGGUACAGACGUCAUCAGAGCUUAGAUGUUUCCCCAGCAAACUCAAAUUUGUCUGAGCCAACGAAAAUUGUAGUACUAAAGCCAGGGCUUGCAAAUUCUCAUGAUGCCAGAAUUGCAAGGUCUCCAUUAUCAUCUGCAGAAGAAAGCGAAGAUGAAAGUAUGAUGACAGUUGAUGAAACAGUAUCUUCAAGAAGGUUGGCAAAGGAGAUCACUUGGCAGAUGAAGAUGCGGCUCAAAGACAAGCAAGACGAAGAAAGCAUGCUAUCAUGUGAAUAUCCUGAUUUUUAUAUCGGAGAUGACUCUUUCAGUAAAUCGGAAGUUGAGAUUGCAAAAGAAAUGUCUGGUGAAACAAGUGAGGAUUUGGAGUUUGGCACUCCAACGUCUGGCCGUUCUUGGGAUUUUCUGAGCAGGAGUGGAAGUCCUUACUCUGCAUCAUGCUCUAGUCAGACAUCCCAUAGAAGGGAACCGUCAGUAGUUAGGGAAGGGAAGAAGAAGAUUUUAGAGAGAUUGUCUAUGGUAUCAUCAACAGUCAGUAGUGAGGAAGAAAUGGAAGGUCGUAGAAGUAUGGGCACACUAGGUGACAUGCUCACGAUUCAAAAAGUCAAGGUCAAGGAAGAAAUAGAGGGUGAAACACUGGAGAGCCAAGCAUCUGAGCUGGAAGCUGAAGAACCUUUCUCAUGUUUGCCAAGGUCUCGAUCUCUUCCAGUUUCUUUGUCAGGCGUCGAGUCAAAUGGUGUAGCCUCUGGCACUCAGGUAGCUCAAAAGGAAAGAAUCAGGAAGUCAUCAUCAUUUAGGGAAAAAGUUUCUAGCCUGUUCUAUAAAAAUAAGAAAUCAACUCGGGAGAAGGUAGAUCCACCUGCCAACAACAGACUCCAGCAUGGAGGUGCUGUGACUAAUGGUGAUGUGAGGGAAGGCUGGAACCAUCUUGUGCUAGACAAUUGUCAGAAACAAAAUAUUUGCCUUAAGACAGAUGAGAAGAACACUAUGCAAGGACUAGUGACUAGUUCUUGUCAUACUAACGGUACAGCUAACAUCCCUUCCAAGGAUAUUUCUUCUAUGUCAAGUCUUAGCACCCCAGGAAUCAUUGGUGACCCUCAGGACCAACCAAGUCCUGUAUCUGUACUAGACGGACCAUUUAUAUCUGAUACCAAUAGGAGGCUACUAUACUCAUGUGAAAAUUUCAUCGCUUCAUCCCCACAAGCUUUGUCGAGGUCUCCCCUUAUUGGAUCAUUUUCAUGGUCCCUAUCAUGGGAGGAUCCGCCGCUGGAAGUCAUGUCGCCGAAUUCUUUGAGACUCUCAAGGCUUUUCUCAAAGGCUGAUGAAGAUCUAGAUUCGCUAACGUUUAUCCAAAAGCUGGUCCACUCUUGUAGCAUGGAUAGAGAAGGCUGCAUAUUAGCUGAACCUUUGGACCCAAAAUUGCUUGAGCAGUUUUCAGAUUACCAAGAGGAGGGAGUUAAGUUGGGGAAAAGGCGGUCAAAACAGAGGCUUCUUUUUGACGCCGUAAAUGAAGCACUCACUGAGCUUGCUUCGAUGGCAGAACUGGCUGCAUACCCUUGGGGUAGAUCUUGCUCUUUGGAGCAAAGGGAUUGCAAGAAUGGUUCCAGUAGUUCAGCGGCUGAGGAAAUUUGGCGAGUCAUAAGAAACUGGUCGAUACUUGAGAAGUAUCCUCCGGGCGAAGCUAUUGAAAGAAAUAUAUUGCUGGAAAUGAUACUCAAGAGGGAGGUGGCAGAGGCUGCCAGCACUGACACGACUCGGUUAGAGAUAUUUGAGCUCAACACGACAGUUUGCACAAUGGUUUUGGAGGACCUGGUUGAGGAGACAUUAUUAGAUCUGACUAACAACUAGUGAGGUACCUCUGCCCUCUAACCAAUAAUUUUACCUCUGCUCCCUAGUGUUGGUGUUCAAGUGAUACUUGCUGCUGUAACUAUUUGUUCGUGUUACUUGCAGAAAUGUGAUGCCAUGUGCCUUUGCCUUGUUUGCGUUUCUCUUUAUCUCUUCUCUGAUAUUUGCCCUCUCUUGUAAUUAGUAAAUAGCUUUUCAUUUUUUUGGUAAUAAAAUUACGCCCAUGUUAUGUCUA
Panicum virgatum (switchgrass) is the source of this 3688-nucleotide messenger RNA. RefSeq lists its product as uncharacterized. NCBI's taxonomy places the organism in Eukaryota, Viridiplantae, Streptophyta, Magnoliopsida, Poales, Poaceae. Bases 766 to 3456 code for a protein of 896 amino acids. The record is from RefSeq and is a predicted model, not a curated record. The transcript is spliced from 8 exons.